UACAUCAGUUCUAUAUUAGCGGUCGCCAUGUUUAGUGUUGUUUUGUGAGAGUCGUGGAAAAUGUCAACUAGAAAAGUAUCUAUUAAUGAUAUUUGAACAAAUAUAAAAUUUAAAUGAAAAUUUGUUUAUAAAAAUUCAAAAAUUAUUCAAAAUUAAAAGUGCAAAAUUUUACCACCAAAGAAAUGAUCUAACUAGAUAAUUCUUAAAGUUAAGGCAAUUAAUACAAACUAAGUAUUUUUGAUAAUAGAAUUGUGGUUAAAUUGAUGUUGGAAGCCAAUAGAAACAAAUUUAAAUCAAUUUGCAUUUUGUUAAUUUUUUAUUAAUUAAAGAAUACAUAAAUUCCGAUACCUCGUUAAUUUUGGUUAAAAAAUUUUUAUUGGAAAAAAACCAUUACACAAAAAAAAGCAACCAUACAAUAUUACUUAAACUAAAUAAAAAGUACGGCAAGAAAACCUAAUAGAUUCUGUGUAAUAACUGCAGAAGAUAUAAUUAUUAUUAGUGCAUUAAUUGAUUUUAUUGCAAUUGGAGCUGUUGCAAUAUUUUUUAUUUGUCAUAAAUAAAUUCUAUUCACAAUGGCUGAUUUUGAUCUAAAUGUAGACAGCCUUAUACAGCGGCUACUAGAAAAUUAUCGAAAACAAAAAGAAGCUGAAGAACAAGCACAAAAAUUACUUGUAGCUCAGCAUAUGUUGGAAUUAGAAAAAGAGAAGAAACAAGAUGCGCGCUCGCCGACUUCAGAAGCGCCAACUGCUGAAGAACUGCAAGAGCAGGAAAAACGUUUAUUGCAACAAUAUGCGAUAUCACCACAGAGUGAAACUAUGAUUUCAGCAGAUGGUGAUCAAAUUACGGUGCAUCACCCACGUGAAGAACCAAAAAAAUCUAAAUUGAAAUUGCGGGAUUUCUUUGUAGCGGAAUUCGUGCGAAGCUGUCGUACUGGAAAGUCAGUUCAAAUGUCAGAGGCUGAAGUGCGUGGUUUAUGCUUAAAAUCACGUGAAAUAUUCUUGCAACAACCCAUACUUCUAGAACUUGAAGCACCACUGAUUAUAUGUGGUGACAUCCACGGUCAAUAUACAGAUUUGUUGCGUUUGUUUGAAUAUGGAGGCUUUCCUCCAGCAGCUAAUUAUCUCUUUCUUGGCGAUUACGUCGAUAGAGGCAAGCAAUCACUAGAGACAAUUUGUUUAUUGUUGGCAUACAAAAUUAAAUAUCCAGAAAAUUUCUUUUUGCUUCGAGGUAAUCAUGAGUGCGCCAGUAUUAACAGAAUUUAUGGCUUUUAUGACGAGUGCAAGAGACGUUACAAUGUUAAAUUGUGGAAAACAUUUACAGACUGUUUUAAUUGCUUACCGGUUGCCGCUAUUAUUGAUGAAAAAAUAUUCUGUUGUCAUGGUGGUUUGAGUCCAGAUCUGCAAAAUAUGGAGCAAAUAAGACGUUUAAUGCGUCCUACUGAUGUGCCUGACACUGGUUUGUUAUGUGACUUACUCUGGAGUGAUCCUGAUAAAGAUGUACAAGGUUGGGGUGAAAAUGAUCGCGGUGUCAGUUUUACAUUCGGCGUUGAUGUUGUUUCUAAAUUCCUACAUCGACAUGAAAUGGAUCUUAUAUGUCGGGCACAUCAGGUUGUUGAAGAUGGUUAUGAGUUCUUUGCAAGACGCCAAUUGGUAACGUUAUUUUCGGCGCCAAAUUACUGUGGUGAAUUUGAUAAUGCUGGCGGUAUGAUGACAGUCGAUGAUACAUUGAUGUGCUCAUUCCAGAUUUUAAAACCAUCCGAAAAGAAAGCGAAAUAUUUAUACAGUGGUAUGAAUUCUUCAAGACCUACUACACCACAGCGUAAUGCUCCUUUAAUAGCUUCGAAUAAAAAGAAAUAAUAUAUCCAUCCACUUCCGUUUCCUUGAAAUUAUUUAUUCUAUAAAUUUAUAUAAAAUAAAUAACAAAAAUAUAAAUAACGUAAAGAAUU
Molecule: messenger RNA, 1945 nt
Organism: Teleopsis dalmanni
Lineage: Eukaryota; Metazoa; Arthropoda; Insecta; Diptera; Diopsidae
Gene: flw
Product: serine/threonine-protein phosphatase beta isoform
Exons: 6
Coding region: 573-1856 (427 amino acids)
Cellular component (GO): nucleus; cytoplasm
Molecular function (GO): protein serine/threonine phosphatase activity
Source: RefSeq, a predicted model, not a curated record